This is a messenger RNA of Rhagoletis pomonella (apple maggot), 3446 nucleotides long. It is a transcript of the gene Hnf4, whose product is annotated as transcription factor HNF-4 homolog. Gene Ontology annotation, molecular function: nuclear steroid receptor activity; nuclear receptor activity; RNA polymerase II cis-regulatory region sequence-specific DNA binding. The record is from RefSeq and is a predicted model, not a curated record. Lineage: Eukaryota; Metazoa; Arthropoda; Insecta; Diptera; Tephritidae. Gene Ontology annotation, biological process: cell differentiation; regulation of transcription by RNA polymerase II; anatomical structure development. Gene Ontology annotation, cellular component: nucleus. The coding region runs from base 865 to 3039 and encodes 724 amino acids. The transcript has 7 exons.
CUAGACACUUCCAGGUGAAUGGCAGUCAAAAGCUUUCCACUUCUGCGCACGGAACCUUCCUCCCUGGAAUACAUGUACAAAUUUCAAUUGAUUGUCCGAUUUUUUCCUUGAUCGACUGUAGGUAGUGAAAAGAAGUCACUCUUACGUACUAAAUGCAUAUACAUAUAUAUGUUUGUAUGAACGUAAGCAGAUUUGCAAAGUUAUUCAAUAUUUAUGCGCGUACUAAAUGCUAAAAUGUCUGCUAUUGGCGCUGCAAAUCACCGCCGUGGUCGUUGUCGUUGUCGUUGCCGCUAUAGUCACAGUCGCUGAGCGCUUGGCGCUUGUUGUUGUCUGUCGUCUGAUAUUUUCGACUGGCGCUCGGUGGUGAUAGUGUUGGUGCUGUGUCAUUGCCUCUGACGGACGUUCCGUCGCCUGCACAGUGUCAUCGCUGGCUUAGUUGUGUUUUUGUGCCUUUAGCGGGUACAGCAAAAAAAAUUCGUGCCACAUAAAUGCCCAUAUACAUAAACAGAUCUUUGAUAGCUUAAAAUAGUUACAAUUAAUAAAAUCAAAACAGUUUAAAGAAGCAAAACAAAAAUAAAAUUCUACUUGUUUUUAGUAGAUACAUAAGUGUGAACAGAAGGAAAAAAGACAAAACAAAUUUUUAUAAGAAUAAAACAAAUAUUGUAUAACAAUAACUAAUUGUGGAGUAAAUCAAAGUGCAAUCAAAGUGAUUCAGUGAGCGAGCGAAGAAAUGCAUUGCACUGCAGUUCGUUUGCUCUGUCGUUGCAGUGCUGUGGAUUGAGUGCGUACUCUUAUCUAAUUUAUGGGCUCAGCCGAUAAGCGAAUGGCGUUUUUAUUGAAUUUACUUUGGGGCCAUGCGUAAAAAUGAAGGAUCCAAAAGAAGUUUUACAAGAAGAAGACAAUUUGAUAGCAAUCAACAAAAUGGAGAAUUUAGAAGGCGAUUCAAAUGACAGAGAUGCUGAGAGUCACAUGCUGCACAGUAUGGAGCCAUCGCUGUCCCUCAGCAACGCUUCCGCCCACAGUCCGGGUGGCAGUCAGGCCCUUAGUCCUGCACUAAGUCUGAGCGGUGGCAACAGCAAUAGCAAUGGCAACUUAUCCACUAGUGGCAGCAAUACCGCUGCCAUCAAUAAUAAUAAUAACUCAUUUGCGCAAAAUAACAACUCACAAUCAUCGAAUGUUUGUGCAAUUUGUGGCGAUCGCGCCACCGGUAAACAUUAUGGUGCUUCCAGUUGUGACGGCUGCAAAGGUUUCUUCCGACGCAGCGUGCGCAAGAAUCACCAAUAUACCUGCAGAUUCUCACGGAAUUGCGUCGUAGACAAGGACAAGCGUAACCAGUGUCGGUAUUGUCGGUUGCGCAAAUGCUUCAAGGCGGGCAUGAAAAAGGAGGCCGUUCAAAAUGAACGCGAUCGCAUUAGCUGUCGUCGCACCUCGAAUGAAGAUCCCGAUCCGGGUAAUGGUUUGUCCGUCAUAUCGCUGGUGAAGGCAGAGAUUGAGAGCCGUCAGUCGAAAGCGGGUGCCGCUAUGGAGACCAAUCCGAAUGAAGAUCUCUCAAAUAAACAAUUUGCCAGCAUCAACGAUGUGUGUGAAUCGAUGAAACAACAGCUGCUGACGCUUGUCGAAUGGGCCAAACACAUACCAGCAUUCAAUGAUCUGCAGCUGGACGAUCAAGUGGCGUUACUGCGCGCGCAUGCUGGCGAACACCUGUUGCUGGGUUUGUCACGCCGCUCUAUGCACUUGAAAGAUGUGCUAUUGUUGGGCAACAACUGUGUCAUCACAAAGCAUUGUCCAGACGCACGUCUUUCGCCAAACUUAGAUAUCUCGCGAAUCGGUGCUAGAAUCAUUGAUGAGCUUGUUUUUGCGCUGAGAGAUGUGAAUAUUGAUGAUACGGAAUUGGCAUGCAUCAAGGCUUUGGUGUUUUUCGAUCCAAACGCGAAGGGUCUUAACGAACCACAGCGCAUCAAGACGUUACGUCACCAAAUCCUUAACAAUCUGGAAGAUUACGUAUCGGACCGACAGUACGAGUCACGCGGUCGCUUUGGCGAAAUCCUCUUAAUACUGCCUGUACUGCAAUCUAUCACUUGGCAAAUGAUCGAACAGAUACAGUUUGCGAAAAUUUUCGGAGUUGCUCACAUUGACUCGCUGUUGCAGGAAAUGCUACUUGGAGGUGAAUUGGCCGACAACUCGCCACUCUCGCCGCCAAGCUUGAACAACUACAGCCCAACACGGAACAUGGAUUCGAGCCAUGUGACAUCAACUUUGGACGUACUUACGUCGCCCAGUUCCGCCGACCACUUAUCAGCGUGUAUGGACAGCAGCAGCCUGGAUGCUCAAAUGAUGUCGCCGCUGCUCGAGAAUAUAUCUUCACCGCCAACGCAAUAUAACACUAUGCGCACUAAUCCGACGCAACGCACACAGCAACAACACUCAACUGGCUCUGCAACACCACAUCAUACGCGUUCAAUGCAUUCACCGCAGCUCAACGACCCAGAAUCGUCAAAUGCUGAUAUGCACAAUGGAGCCUCCAACAAUAACAAUAACAACAAUCCAUAUAUGGAUGAGAAUAGCAUCUAUAGCUCAAGUGCUGUUGGUGUUUUACGUCCACUGCCAACUGGCAGUGUGCACAACUUGCCACAUAUGCCAUCGAAUAUGCAGCAGCAUCCGCAUGCAUCGCCAUCGCCUAGUCAAUCCCAAAUGUCAGCUGGUGCUUUAAUGCAGCACUCACCGCCGCUGCAUCGUAAUCAUCCCUACCAAAGGCCUGAACAAAUGAAUACUGCUGCCAAUAAUAAUGGUGGCGGCGCAGGCGCGCAACAGCUACGCAAUCCGGCUGAGAUGACGCUGAACGAAUACAAUAGCGGCAGCGCCGAGGAGAUGUUGCGACGCGCGCCACUCAAAAUACGCGGACCUGAUGCGCUGAGCAGUGGCGCUGGCGGUGGCGGUGGCGGUGGGUACAUGAUGGGUGGUGGUGGAGGUGGUGGGCUACAUGACGCCGAAAAUGCGUAUCGCAUGACACUGAAACAGGAACCGGAAACUGGUUAUUGAGUUAGCGUGGAGAAUGCGGUAGCUUACUGAACGGAUGCAAAUAUCAAAGACAUAUACCUAAAUAUGUACGUGCAAUGAAACGGAAUGAGAAAGCAGCGCGAGCAGUUGAAAAAACGCUGGUUACACUUAUGUAUAUACUACAAAUACAAAUGUAUGUAUACGCUGUUCUUCAUGAAGAUCAUCCCGCAAAUUCGGCGCCAAUUUGUUCACCGAUGUUUAUUCGGUACUUUAAGUCAGGUUACUUGAAGUAGUAAUAGUGGUCAACGGCGUCAACUACUUGUUGAUCAUUUUGUUUAGAAAGUAAAUAUACAAUUAUAUUUUCCUCCCGAUAGUCAUAGUGUUACAUGGACUUCCAUAUAGAUAUGUAUGUAUGCCACACUAUAAGUAAUAAAUGUUUUAAAAAUUCA